UUCUUCCCCGACGCUUGUGUUAAAGUUGUAGCGACAACAUCAGGAGCAGCGAGAAUGCCUAAGCAAAUCCACGAGAUCAAGGACUUCCUUCUGACGGCGAGGAGGAAGGAUGCGAGGUCAGUGAAGAUCAAGAGAAGCAAGGAUAUAGUCAAGUUCAAGGUCAGGUGCUCGAGGUACCUCUACACACUCUGCGUCUUCGACCAAGAGAAGGCCGAUAAGCUUAAGCAGUCUCUUCCUCCAGGUUUGAGUGUUCAAGACCUUUGAACAUCUGGGACGGGACAUAUGUCAGUACGACCGACCUAUGUUGAAGUUUUAAGAUACCUUUUUUAUUUGGAGAUUUUAGUUUUUGAAUCAAGACUCUUCUCUUGUCUGGAUUUGUAUUUUGCCUAAUGCUUGGUUAGUAACAAGAAGCAUUCACAUUAAUUUUCUAUAUGGUUUUGAUUUA
Messenger RNA from Brassica oleracea var. oleracea, 445 nucleotides. Its product is annotated as 60S ribosomal protein L38. Lineage: Eukaryota; Viridiplantae; Streptophyta; Magnoliopsida; Brassicales; Brassicaceae. Gene Ontology annotation, biological process: protein-RNA complex assembly; translation. The transcript has 3 exons. The record is from RefSeq and is a predicted model, not a curated record. Gene Ontology annotation, cellular component: ribosome; cytosolic large ribosomal subunit. The coding region runs from base 55 to 264 and encodes 69 amino acids. Gene Ontology annotation, molecular function: structural constituent of ribosome.